ACGUUAAUAUGUAUCUGUAUAGUUUUGUUAUUCUAUAUCUUUAAAAUAUACGAAUUCUAUAAAAUAUUUUGAAUAAUUUUUAAAUAAAUAGAGUAGAGUAAUGGAGUUAUCCCAUAGUCCCCAUGAUUCCCAGUGGCUUCGUAUAGCGUUCCCCCAUUUAUCAGAUAACCUGACAACACUCGCCGGUGGACAGGUUCCCCCAUCGUUGAAAAUUGAAUGAGUGCCGCCGUGUAAUAAUUCAAUUGCCACUAAUUGAGGCAGGCACAAAAAAUAUUCUCGGAUUUUCUUAUGGAGCCAAAGAAAGGAAAACAGUGGACAGAAUAUCAUGUACCCGAGCAAUGUUGAUGCCUGAUGUUGAUGCGACGUCAAUUUGCCAAAUGUGUCGCAUCAAGUUUCAUUACGGGAGGAAUCUGAAUCUUUUGGCUGUUGCCAGUUGGGGUAGCCAACAAAUAAAAAACAAGUACGGUGAGAUUUACGGCGUACUUGCAGUUCGUCACGUUGAAGAUGAUGAUCGCUCAUGAACCUUAUGUUGACCCAUUUGGAAGGCAACGCAUUUGCAUCUGCACCUUGGAGAGGCCAUUACAAUGUAUCUGAAAAAUAAUAGGUACAGCUUUGUCAAGAACUUCAAAUAUAUUAAAAUUUAAAAAGAUAAAAAAAUGUCGUUUGUGAACCUAUCAGAUGUGCAAUGCUGCAGCAUGAAGACAAAUGUUUCAGCCAAGGAGACAUGCUUUAGGAUUCAAAAUGAAUUUAGUUGCAGGAUGCUGGUGCAGUAUAUAGACUAUUUACAAAUCUGCUUCUGCUACCUGGGGAUUUCCAAUACAAGAGUCCUUGGCUUAAUCGCAAUAGUCAUGUUGCUAAUCAUCUUCGCCCUGUUGCAUGUCCUGACUAAGUUUUUCUUUAUUCCCAAUUUUAUUACUAUUAUUCAGUAUGCUCCGAUGACUAUUUUCGGCAACUGUUACCUCUUAUUUGGACUGUUCUUCAUAAUGCCAUACUACUUGGGAGACUGGCCCAUUUGCAAUUACCAGACGGGGAUUCUUUGCGCUCUGCAGGUUUCCAAGCUAUGUGGCGACACUUUGAAGUUCUUUGUGGUGGGGGUGCUGGUUAUCUGUGUCCAAGGACAUCGGGUGGAUGGCGUUACCCUGUGGUCCUCCAUGGUCUUCCUAAUGAUAAUGAUGGGCUAUUUGCGCAAAAUGAUCGCUGUCAGAUACAAAAUGGUGGCCUAUGCCGUUUUCGAUACUCCCUACCAGCACUUGUACCUGUUUAGGUCUAUGGUGUUCGGGUUCACCUUUAUUUUAGUCCUUAUAAUGGUGUUUGUGGUGUCGCAUGAAUCUUACAAAAGGAGGAUGUCCAGGCUAUCACUAGACGUUGAGACCUUUUCAGACAUAGAUAGUGAUGAUGAGAUACUGGGCGAUUACCAAAAAAUGCGUAUUUUUUCGGCAAAAUUUUUGUGGUGGAACUCGGUGGACGGAAUGAAAAAUUUGCAAGAUUACUACACGCCCUUGAAAAUUAUUAUGAUACCGCUCUAUGUGCCGUUGGCCCAUUUCAUUCCGGUUCUUACCGACAGACGCUUUCUCCAUGGCUGGAGCAAGUACGUUGUCUGUUUAAGUUUGAUUUUGUUCCCGUUCGUGUGUCUUCCAAUUUGCUUCAAUGGCACCAUCUGGCUCAUGAUACUUACAAUUAGCUGGUUCUGCAGUGCCCUGGUCUUCAUCUCCACCCACACCUUGCGACGGCCGAACUUUAUUUGGAUGUUCGCUCUUAUCGGCAUACUGAUUAGUUCUGUGUUCAUGAGUCUGCUGAGUCGCGAGGGGGAAAACAUCAUUUGGCAGUAUAUCCGGAUUCGAUUCAAAAUGCGGCCCGAUCACAUACCCCUGAUGUACUUUGGCAUAUGCGAGGCCUUCUGUUUGGCGAUUGUUGUCAACGACCUGCAGCAUCGAAAGCUGUCGGAUGCCUCCUUUGGAGUGGUGGCGAGCCUCCUCACCUAUACCACUUGUUCGAUUUUUCCUUUUUUGUACUUCCAGGACUGCUACACUCCUCAAAACGAAAUAGUUAUAACGGCUGAGACGGAGACGUGUGUGAAGUUCUUAUACCUUUUCUUGACCACCACUGUGCUGCACGUCUCCAUGAGUGGCUACGAGUUCCGAAUGUCCCUAUUUUUUUAUUUGGUUGGCAUGACUGCCAUUUACUUGAUAUACUCGUGGAUGAUGCACUAUGACUGGGUUGAACCCCUUGCCACAUUAAAAAGACACAAUUGAUUUAAUUUA
This is a messenger RNA of Drosophila ananassae, 2261 nucleotides long. Its product is annotated as mitochondrial sodium/calcium exchanger protein. Bases 657 to 2252 code for a protein of 531 amino acids. The transcript has 5 exons. The record is from RefSeq and is a predicted model, not a curated record. Lineage: Eukaryota; Metazoa; Arthropoda; Insecta; Diptera; Drosophilidae.